AUGGCAUCUCCCUCGAGCUCACCCAGGCUUCCUAGCCCGCCGCCCAUCGCCGAAGACCAAAUCUCACCCAGCGCCGGCCUCGAUAGCGAAGACAAAAUGUUAGGAGCUUCACACAAGGCCGAUGUCGAUGCCUCGAGGAGGAUCAGGCCAGGCACCAGAGCUGAAGACAUGCAAGAGGGGCCUCCCCUGGUCGAGCUCCAACAAAUCGACUCAGCCUUCCAAUUGACCGAACACCUCAAAGCGCUGCACAACGAACACACGCAAUCAUGCCGCAUCGCCAUGGACAAAGCCACAGCACAAUCGCUGGCCCAACCACCGCCAGGAGUCGACCGUGGCAUCUGGUUGUACGAGCUGUGUCGCUUCCUCACACAAAAGGCAAACAUGAUGGCCACUGGCCUCUUCGCCGACGAUCCUCCUUGCUCGGCCACCACCUGUCCCGAGAUGCGCGCAAGCGAAUGGCAGUACCUCUGCGCCGCACACGAACCCCCCAAGUCAUGUUGCGCCAUUGACUACUGCUGCCAUACCCUCGACUGGUGUGCUACUGCUUUGACCUCGACUAAGCUCUUCCCGAGCAGACUUGGCUUGGGCACCGAGACGCUAUCCGCUCAGGCGCAAAUCAGAAAGAUGACCGAAGUGUUUCGUCGCGUUUACCGCAUCUUUGCACACGCUUGGUUUUCCCACAGAGCCGUCUUCUGGAACAUCGAGUCCAAGACAGGUCUGUAUCUCCUGUUCAAGACUGUUUGCGACGAAUACCGCCUGAUCCCCGAGGACAACUACACAAUCCCACCAGAGGCAGAAGGCAUUGAAACCACCCCUAUCGCUACUCGUUCUGCUCCUACAAUCCUACAGAGAGAUGCCCCGGAUGCAGAGUCCGCCGGAAACGCCACACUUGCUACUGGUAACACCACAAAAAGGCACAGACAUAACAUGAGCCACGAUCGAUCUGUAUCCGUCUCGACUGUCAUUCACGAGGAGGUCGAAGAGGACGAAGACAGCGAGCACCCGACUGGACAUGCUCCUCCCAUGCUCACACGGAUCGAGACUGCCCGACACGACGAAGAACCUUCCACCCAGCAAGGCCAGGAACAAGAGGAGGAGCAAGAACAAACCAUACCUGCUGGAGAUCCUCCACCAUAUACCGAAGACUCGGAGGUCGAGCAAGCCGAACAAUUUAGCCCCGACAGAGCAGCGCCUUCUGCUGACAAUCAUACCGAUGCCGGAGCUUCGUCAUCAGAAGCCAUGGCAGAGACCGGGACAGAAGAAGGCGAAACAACAAAUGAAUAUCCAUUGACUGACCCUCCUUCGUACGCCGAGAUAGCUUCAGCUGCUGAUGCCACCGAAGCACCAUCGAUGAAUACUGCUGCCACUGAUGCUACCCUGGACGAGGUCAACACCGCAGAAGUACCCUCGACAGCAGCCGAUGAACAAGACUCAAAGGAGACACCUGAGGAGACAUCAACGACAGUUUCAGAGGCGGAGGUAAAGACCACGCACACCGAGCCUGAAGUUGAGCCGGAGGACGGCAAGGCACAGGACGAGACAGCCCCGAAGCCUGCGGAAGUUGCGAAGGCUGAAGCAGCGGAUGCAGAAGAGGCAACCAAGACUGUUGCCGAUUGA
Messenger RNA from Aureobasidium subglaciale EXF-2481, 1617 nucleotides. RefSeq lists its product as uncharacterized. The record is from RefSeq and is a predicted model, not a curated record. Bases 1 to 1617 code for a protein of 538 amino acids. Gene Ontology annotation, cellular component: cytoplasm. The transcript is spliced from 2 exons. NCBI's taxonomy places the organism in Eukaryota, Fungi, Ascomycota, Dothideomycetes, Dothideales, Saccotheciaceae.